This is a messenger RNA of Symbiodinium sp. CCMP2456, 1833 nucleotides long. Lineage: Eukaryota; Dinophyceae; Suessiales; Symbiodiniaceae. The record is from the annotation of a GenBank genome assembly.
AUGUACAGAUGCACGGUCUGCAAUGCAAACAAAGUCGAAGCAGCAGUCGUCCCACCUCCAGGCGGCCUACAGCAGCUAUUCAAUCUGAUUUUUGCCAUCAUCUCACAUCGCCUUCUGGGCUUGGGACGGGGAGUAGAGCAGGUGCCUGUGAAAUGCGCGUCCCUGCUUCUGGUAUCAAUCGGCUUGGCAUUGUCCACCACAUUCAGCCCUGCCAACGAGCAACAUCAUGCGGCUGACAAUGAAAGCAAAGAGAAAUUCUUGAAUUUCAUGGCAGGCCACCGGCUUUCCAGGAGCACAAUUCUCUCACAAGACAUGCUCUUUGCUGUAAAGGGUGUUCUGGAUGACAGCGAGCGCACGGCAUGCAAGAAAAUUUGCGACCACAUUGCAAGGCGCAUGUGCUAUGAGCCUGGAGUGCUGGAUGCCUUUCACUGGUCGGAGGUGCCGUGUGGCCUGUUGGGUAGAAGUGUCACUGGUUGGCGUGACACAAUCACGUCCGUUCCACCUCCGUUCUUGGGAACUCUGAUCUGGUUAUUCACUUGGCGAGGUGGCUUCGUACGCGGAGCUCCAGGGCUUCAUCCGCCGUUGGCCAGGCAUGUGGGGAAGUACCAUGCAUCCCACGCGUGGUUCUCACAGAUGUUGACCAGGGCUGUAGGCCUUUGCGGUGCAGACCGGAACGUGCAAUUUGCUGCCGUCUUCCGGGAGGCGUACGGAGACCGCGACGCUUUGGUGGCAAAGACUCGAGCAAAAGCUUACGGUGGCGUGGGACCUUUGCACAUGUUUACAGAAGCCGAUUUCCACGGUGCAGUGGUGCUUGAGCCUGUUAUCGAGCAUGUUCUGAAGUACGAGCCCGAGGCCAACGUCAUGAUUGAGUUGAAAUCUCCGCCUCAGUGUCCGGAAUUCGAAAAGUCGGCGGUGGCUUUUGACGCGGAGGCUGCACUUUCAUCCCGGGCACUGUGCGCUGCGGCUGCUCUGGCCCCUCGUGGUGACGGCCCGUCAGCCUCCUGCUUGCUCGCGAAAGAGCUGAUGGUCCGCCAUCCCACUGCACCGGAUAUCCAGACUGCCGGCUGCAAAGUGCCAGGGAUCCAAGAUGCUCGAGAGGUGAGCCGCGACCGCCUUGCGACCUUCGUGCAUUUGGCCCAAGCACGUCUUACCGCGAUGCCUGUGGAGCUCGCGCCGGUGAUGGUGGGGACAGAGGCCGCAUCCGGCGUGCAUGAAGGCCGUGAAAGCAUAGAUCCUGACGAGGAGGCUCAGGUUGAGAAGCAGCUUCUGGCGAAGGCAAGACAAGUCCCAUUGCAGCCCGACUACUUCACUGGUGGACCCGACGCACCAGCAAAAAUCGGAAGAAUUCGCUUGCUCCGGUGUUUCGGCCGAACAGCGUACAUUGGGCCACAUUGGCCUUGUUCCAUUAUUAUGCUGGCAGUCAUUUUGGGCAUCGGCAGCUCCUUUGUCAUGUACCAUACAGCAAGAGCCAGCUUGCUACACUCUAGUCUCGGCGUUCUGGCAACCGUUAGCUCCGCAAUCUCAUUUUUAUGCUGUGCUGUUUCGAGCCCUGGUAUUCUGCAGCCGCGGCCCGGGAGCAAGGGAGGUCCAGGAGAGCCAGAGCAGUACUUCGCUUCAAACGGGAAGAGGCACUGCACAGCGUGUAACAUCAAGCAGCCAGUCGGUACUCUUCACUGUGAUUACUGCCAUGUUUGUAUUGUCGGCUGGGACCAUCACUGUCCAUGGAUGAACAAGUGUAUCGGAGAAAGCAACCUCUUCUUCUUCAACUCCUUUCUUGGCAUCAGCAUGACCUCUUUAGGAUACAUCGUCCUCGCUACGAUGUUGAUUUCCUAG